UAUACGGGCUCUUGGAUACCCCAUAAGGGAAAAGGAGCGUUUUUUUCUGUAACACUUAAGAUUGUCUCCUUGCCACCGCAAUGUCGCAGCAGCGCGCGCUCCCCCAGAGCAAGGAAACCUUCCUUCAGUCUUACAACAAGAGGCUGAAAGAUGACAUCAAGUCGGUCAUGGAGAACUUCAGAGAGAUAAUCAAAACUGCAAAGAUUGAGGAAGGAACCCAAGUUUCUCGGACAACCCAAGGCCAGCAGGACAACUAUGAGAUGCAUGUCAGAGCUGCAAAUAUUGUUCGGGCUGGCGAGUCUCUUAUGAAGCUUGUCUCUGACCUAAAACAGUUCCUGAUCCUCAAUGACUUCCCUUCCAUCAACGAAGCCAUCAACCAGCGGAACCAGCAGUUGCGCAGCCUUCAGGAAGAAUGCGACAAGAAGCUUAUUGCCCUGCGUGAUGAGAUCUCCAUAGACCUCUAUGUGCUGGAGGAAGAAUAUUACUCUUCCGGCUACAGUCUGUGUGACACCAACAACCUCCUGCUGUGUGAAGCAUAUUGGAGACCGGAGCCAACCACGUCCUCUCCAGAAGGCCUAGCCAUGCCUCUGGUGGCUGCCAUGCAUGGAGCAGACCUGAUGGAGGAGGCCUGAAAAGGGAGCCUGAAAGUCUCCCCAGCUUUGUGGCAUUUUGACAGUUGAACGGUCUGGUGGUGCCAGUUCACCUGAAUACUUGAUUGCAACAUGCUUGUGGCGUUGUUAAAAGUAGGAUUUUGUGGGGG
This is a messenger RNA of Podarcis raffonei (Aeolian wall lizard), 760 nucleotides long. Its product is annotated as mediator of RNA polymerase II transcription subunit 22-like. The transcript has a single exon. Gene Ontology annotation, cellular component: mediator complex. Gene Ontology annotation, molecular function: transcription coregulator activity. Gene Ontology annotation, biological process: regulation of transcription by RNA polymerase II. The coding region runs from base 81 to 632 and encodes 183 amino acids. NCBI's taxonomy places the organism in Eukaryota, Metazoa, Chordata, Lepidosauria, Squamata, Lacertidae. The record is from RefSeq and is a predicted model, not a curated record.